Colletotrichum navitas is the source of this 1074-nucleotide messenger RNA. RefSeq names its product alcohol dehydrogenase GroES-like domain-containing protein. NCBI's taxonomy places the organism in Eukaryota, Fungi, Ascomycota, Sordariomycetes, Glomerellales, Glomerellaceae. Gene Ontology annotation, molecular function: oxidoreductase activity, acting on NAD(P)H. The record is from RefSeq and is a predicted model, not a curated record. Bases 1 to 1074 code for a protein of 357 amino acids. The transcript is spliced from 3 exons.
AUGACGACAACGACCACUAGCCCGUUUGUACCGCCGGCCACCCAACCGGGCCUCGUCGUCGACGACGACGACAAUGUCAUCAUCCGCCCCGAUUGCCCCUUCCCCUCCCUACCGCCAGACCAAGUGCUGGUGCGCGUGCACGCCGUUGGCGUCAACCCUAGCGACACAAAGAUGCGCGGGCCGUUCGCCCUCGCCCACGCCAUCCUGGGCGCCGACUUUGCAGGCGAGGUUGUGGCUACCGGGGCGGACGUGAAGGACGUGCAGCUGGGCGACCGCGUGUGCGGGGCGCAGAACGAACUUUUCAAGGCGACCCCGGAGCGCGGAGCCUUUGCGGAGUACAACGUGACUCGCGGCCGCAUGUGGAUGAAGAUUCCUGAUGCGUGGAGCUACGAGGCCGCCGCGAGCCUGCCCGUGGGACUGUGUACUGCCGGGCUGGCGCUGAAGCUGCUGGGCCUGCCACUGCCUGACCAGCCGGUGGACAAGGGCGCGCAUGUGCUGGUGUACGGUGGGAGUACGGCCACUGCAACGAUCGCCAUUCAGCUGUUGAAGUUGUCUGGCAUGAUUCCUAUUGCUGUGUGCUCGCCCAAGAACUUUGCUCUGGCGAUAAGUAACGGUGCCGAGGAGGUUUUCGACCGGAACGAUAAGGAGUGUGCGCAGAAGAUUAAGUCGUAUACCAAAAACAAUCUAAGAUACGCCCUCGACUGUAUCACCAGCGUCGAGUCAACGAUUCUCUGUUACGCGGCCAUCGGGCGCGCCGGCGGCAAAUACGUCUCGCUGGACCCGUGUCAGGAGCACGCGGCCACGCGCAAGGUCGUCAAGCGCGACUUCACCGUCGGGCCAAGGGUGUUUGGCGAAGGAUGCACGUGGCCUGCGCCGUACGGCAGCGAGCCUGAUGAUGAACUCAAGGAGUUCGGCGUGAGGCUCUGGGACGUGGCGAGGAAGCUGGUCGCUGAGGAAAAGCUCAAGAACCAUCCCCUCAGGGUGCUGGACGGGGGCUUCGAGGCGAUUAUGGCGGGUAUGGAGCUUAUCCGGGAUAAGAAGUUAUCGGGGGAGAAGAUCGUCGUGCGCAUGUAA